Ictidomys tridecemlineatus (thirteen-lined ground squirrel) is the source of this 1926-nucleotide messenger RNA. RefSeq names its product sulfide quinone oxidoreductase (gene Sqor). Gene Ontology annotation, cellular component: mitochondrion. The record is from RefSeq and is a predicted model, not a curated record. Gene Ontology annotation, molecular function: FAD binding; sulfide:quinone oxidoreductase activity. NCBI's taxonomy places the organism in Eukaryota, Metazoa, Chordata, Mammalia, Rodentia, Sciuridae.
ACGCAGACAGGGCCGCACUCCUGGGCACUCUGGGGGAUAGGUGUCCCGAGGCCACCCUGCUGGCAGAAUCUGGGUGGACUAGACCCUCCUGGUGGUUCUGUCCUCAGUUCUUCCUCAAAGCCCGGGUGUGGUCUCCCGGGGUGCCGGGCUGCGGUUCCAGGCGUGGCUGCGGAGAGCCCUUUCUUUUCCUGGGGGGAGCCUCCCUCUCCCCGCCUCCAGGCGGCCGGGCGGGGCUCCAGCCGAAGUGCUCAGUCCCAGCAGGGAGCAGCAGUUUUUGCAGUGCCAACGCUGUGGCCCGAGGCUUCGGUCACUUUUGCCUGAUCCAGCCUGAUGAUGGCCCCACUGGUCACUGUGGUGUCCAGCCCCCGUGCCCGGCUCUUUGCCUGCUUCCUCAGGCUAGGCACUCAGCAGACUGGCUCCCUCCAGCUGCAUACAGGAGCCAGCUGUGCAUCCAAGAACCACUAUGAGGUGCUGGUACUAGGUGGGGGCAGUGGUGGGAUCACCAUGGCUGCCCGCAUGAAGAGGAAAGUGGGUGCAGAGAAUGUAGCCAUCGUGGAGCCCAGCGAGAGACAUUUCUAUCAGCCAAUUUGGACACUGGUGGGUGCUGGUGCCAAACAAUUGUCCUUCUCUGGUCGUCCUACAGCAAGUGUGAUUCCAUCUGGUGUAGAGUGGAUCAAAGCUAGAGUUGUUGAGCUGAACCCAGAUAAGAACUGUGUCCACACUGACAAUGGCAAGGAGAUCUUCUACAAAUAUCUUAUUAUUGCUCUUGGAAUCCAGCUGGACUAUGAGAAGAUUAAAGGCCUACCUGAAGGUUUUGCUCAUCCAAAAAUAGGGUCCAAUUAUUCAGUUAAGACUGUAGAGAAGACAUGGAAAGCUCUGCAGGACUUCAAGGAGGGCAAUGCCAUCUUUACCUUCCCAAAUACUCCAGUGAAGUGUGCUGGAGCCCCCCAGAAGAUCAUGUAUUUAUCAGAAGCCUACUUCAGAAAGACUGGAAAGCGAUCCAAGGCCAAUAUAAUUUUUAACACUGCUCUUGGAACAAUUUUUGGGGUUAAGAAGUAUGCAGAUGCCCUGCAGGAGAUCAUCCAGGAGAGGAACCUCACUGUGAACUACAAGCAAAACCUCAUUGAAGUCCGAGCUGAUAAACAAGAGGCUGUUUUUGAGAACCUGGAUAAACCUGGAGAGACCCAAGUAUUUUCAUAUGAAAUGCUGCAUGUGACACCGCCGAUGAGCUCACCAGAUGUCCUCAAGACAAGUCCGGUGGCUGAUGCUGCUGGCUGGGUGGAUGUAGAUAAAGAAACUCUGCAGCACAAGAAAUACAUGAAUGUGUUUGGGAUCGGGGACUGCACCAACCUUCCUACGUCAAAGACCGCUGCAGCAGUAGCUGCCCAAUCAGGAAUACUUGAUAGAACAAUUUCUCUGAUUAUGAAGAAUCAAAUACCAAAGAAGAAGUAUGAUGGCUAUACAUCCUGUCCACUGGUGACUGGCUACAACCGUGUGAUUCUUGCGGAGUUUGACUACAAAGCUCAGCCACUGGAAACCUUCCCCUUCGAUCAGAGCAAAGAGCGACUUUCCAUGUAUCUCAUGAAAGCCGACCUGAUGCCUUUCCUGUAUUGGAAUGUCAUGCUAAGGGGUUACUGGGGAGGACCAGCCUUUCUUCGGAAAUUGUUUCAUCUGGGUAUGAGUUAAGGAUGGCUCAAUCUUGCUCUCCUUGGAUGGCUUCUAUAUCAGAAUUUCAGAUGCUGAUUGACCCAGAAUGGAAUGAAAGACUAACCCUAUAAAGAGUUUCUUGCUGGAUGAUGGUAACUUUUUCAGUACCUCAGAACAGCCACUAUGUGGGCUGCCCAGGGUGGACUUGGUUGUUUGGAAAUAUUCAAAUGAAAGAAUAAUAGACUUCUAUUUUCUAAAUAAAAUUUUGUCAUUGAUUGA